AUGCGAAAAUAACCCAAUGCUUGCUGAAGGUGAUCUGACCAACCUGAGAAUGCAAAUUUACAAGAAGUUGAGCUACAGAAAUAUGGCAUCAACUUUUCCUUCUGAGAAGACAAAAGUCAGAAACCUUAACCAACAGACUAAGGAUUGUGCCGCUGUGGCCUAUCUGAUAGGAACACACAUCGAAAGUUCAACAUGCAUUCACGACCAGUUUGUCCGUCUACAUGUGCUUAAAAAAUGGAUUUACUCACUAAUGGCAACAAAGUUGUAGCAAAAUGUUCAC
Molecule: messenger RNA, 280 nt
Organism: Pichia membranifaciens NRRL Y-2026
Lineage: Eukaryota; Fungi; Ascomycota; Pichiomycetes; Pichiales; Pichiaceae
Exons: 1
Coding region: 17-268 (83 amino acids)
Source: RefSeq, a predicted model, not a curated record